Molecule: messenger RNA, 831 nt
Organism: Morchella importuna
Lineage: Eukaryota; Fungi; Ascomycota; Pezizomycetes; Pezizales; Morchellaceae
Exons: 4
Coding region: 1-831 (276 amino acids)
Source: RefSeq, a predicted model, not a curated record
AUGUGCGAGAUAUGCGGAUGGGGCGACCCAGACUAUGUCUGGGGUAUAUCUAGUGAUGGCACCUUAAUCUUAAUUCAGGACUGCAAGUUCUGUGAUCGGUUCUUAUUCGAGUCCCCAGGAACGUUAUCUCGUUCCGAAGAUCUUAGCGAUCUUCGCAACCGCGUUGCACUUGUUCUUAUCAAUCGCAAACGCCCCCUUGAAGCCUUGAAUUUCUGCCUUAGCUCUCUGAACCGUGCCAGCCCAGCGUGUUCCACUCAUCCUAACUACAACCCCGACCUUGCCUUUCUAGAUAUCACCCAUUACAAGAAAUCUGAUAUCGAUCCAAAUUCAGCACCACCGCUCAAUCUCCAGCCCUACAAGCACCCAAUGAUCCUGUACACCCUCACUCUCGCCUCUUUCAUUCUUUAUGGCUCAAGCAAGUUCAGCCUCUUUUGCCUUCGUCGGGCUUACCACUCAAACACAUACAUCUACCAGGCAUUAUCCACCGGGAGAACCACUAUCAGUUAUCACCAGAACAAGCUGCGUAGCCAGUUAACAUUCUACCUCAUGUACAAGCGAGUUUGGGACGUCCCGGGAAUGAAGGAGUGGCUAGUUGAGAGUGAGGGGGAGGUGAAGAAGAAGGCAUGUGAUGCCAUUGGAUGUGGAAAGGUUGAGGAGACAGUGGGCGCGUUGCGACUUUGUAACGGGUGCCGCGAGUGGUGGUAUUGCGGGACUGAGUGUCAGAAGAGGGAUUGGAAGAGGGGUGGGCAUAAGAAAUUGUGCAAAGAGACUAAGACAGCGGCGACGAAGGAGAAGGAGAUUGAAGAUUUGUUGUUGGGCGCUAGGAGGUAA